GUUGUGGACAACCCGAUUGCGGUGUACCGCGCCGCUGAGCUCGCACAAGACAGAGCACUACUGUCAUGCGCGAUGCAAUAAAAGCGCAUCAAUAAUUUUAAUUUGGUUGUCGUUUGUGCUCUAUGUAUGUGUAGUUAUUGUUGUCCAUUAUGUUCAGUUUUGUUUACGUCUCGCAAAUAAAUAUGUUGUACCCCUUUUAACGUGUCGCGAAUAAAGUUGUUUUAAUUAGUUAAAUCGUGCGCGUUAUCAUUCCCUGAUGUAGGGACACCGGUCCGAACACCGUCCGGUUACCGCGGUACAAAAGUGGCGACGAGAAUUCGCGAGUGAGAGUGGAUUUUCGCAGUGAAAAAAAUCGACUGCACCAUUCCGUCACCCGCGCGAAAGAAACGCAAACGGAGUGCGAUGGCUGACGAAGAUCGCGAAAGUGCGCGAAAUGGUGUCGACCCCCCGGGAGUGAGUAAUCAUCGCCAGGCAAUUAACCAGCCUAUCAUCCCGGCGGCGGCGGCGGCGGUGGUCCAUCAGCAGCAGCAGCAGCAUCCAAUCUACGUCCCCGUCGUGUCAACACACCAGCAGCAGCCGUUCAUUCCUGUUUCUACCGCCCAGCAUCAACAGUAUGUACCCUUCCCACCCCACCAACCGCAACCGCAAGCCCCCCACACCGGUAAUGAAGCUCUGCUCAUUCAAAUCGUGCAAAUGAUGCAGCAGCAGUUGUCGCAGCAUAACGAGUUGAUGGCCCAGCUCGUCCAGCGGCAAAAUCAUACCGACGACCAGCAGCAACAGCUCCUUCGCGGCAUGACGUCACCAAUCAAUGUGCAGGUACCACCCAACCCGGAACAAAUCCUUGAUUCCCUGGCGAGCAACAUUAAGGAAUUCCGGUACGAGGCCGAAAGCAACGUCACUUUCGCGGCGUGGUACUCCAGGUAUGACGAUCUUUUCGAGAAGGAUGCUGCUAGGCUCGACGACGAAGCGAAAGUACGCCUACUAAUGCGGAAAUUGGGCUUGGCGGAGCACGAAAGGUAUGUUAGCUACAUUUUACCUAAACUACCGAAGGAAUUCACCUUCGAGCAAACGGUGAGUAAGCUCAAGUGCCUUUUCGGUGCGAAAGAAUCGGUAAUCAGCCGACGAUACCGAUGUCUACAGAUAGCGAGAAAUCCCACAGAGGAUCAUGUGGCUUUCGCAUGCAGGGUCAACAAAGCUUGCGUUGAAUUCGAGCUAGGCAAGCUCAGCGAGGAGCAAUUCAAGUGCUUGGUCUACGUGUGCGGCCUGAAGUCGGAGAAUGACGUCGAGAUUCGAACGCGCCUCCUCACCAAGAUUGAGGACAACAACGACGUCACCCUAGAGCAACUCUCCGAGGAGUGUCAGCGGCUUUUCAACUUGAAGCAUGACAGCGCGAUGAUCGAAUCGCCGACUCCUUACGGCCAAGUCCAAGCAGUGCGCAAGUUUGGUGGGAAGCGGUUCAACAAGCGUGACCGAGAAGUGAAGCGUCCUUCCAGCGACACCGGGAAGAAGCCAAAUACCCCGUGCUGGCUUUGUGGUGCGCUCCAUUACGUCCGGGACUGCAGUUACAGGAAUCACAAGUGCUCCGAUUGUGGCCAAUUCGGACAUCGUGAGGGAUACUGCGAGAGUGCCAAGCCCCGGAAACCAGGACACCGACGCUUCAGGAAACCCGACGUGUCGAGCAAGGUGGUAGUCGUCGACGUAUGCAGCGUGCAGCAGCGCCGCCGUUUCGUCUCCGUUGGCCUUUCAGGAACGGACAUUCGGCUGCAACUCGAUACCGCCUCCGACAUCACCGUCAUCAAUCGAGAAACAUGGCGGAAACUCGGCAGCCCGGCUCUAACGCCGGCCACAGUGAAUGCAAGGACAGCCUCCGGCAACAUCCUUUCGCUCGAUGGAGAAUUCGAGUGCGACGUCACCAUCGGAGAAAGCACGCGGCGCGAAGUGAUCCGCGUCACCGAGAAACAAAUUCUUCUGCUCGGUUCCGAUCUGGUGGACAGUUUCAAUCUCUGGUCCGUUCCCAUGGACACCUUCUGUUGCCACGUGUCAGGCUCUCCCACGUCUACCGCUGCACUCAAGUCGACCUUUCCCAAGGUUUUCAGCGACCAGCUCGGCUUGUGCAGUAAAACCAAAGUGAAGUUGGAGCUGAAAGAAAGCGUCCGACCCGUCUUCUGCCCGAAGCGUCCGGUGGCGUACGCAAUGUACGAUGCCGUCGACCAGGAGCUCGACCGACUGGAGAAACUCGACAUCAUCACUCCGGUCGACUAUUCCGAGUGGGCAGCUCCCAUCGUUGUAGUCCGCAAAGCCAACGGGUCGAUCCGAAUUUGCGGAGACUACUCCACGGGUUUGAACGCCGCUCUCCAACCAAACCAAUAUCCGCUUCCACUUCCGGACGACAUCUUCGCCAAGCUUUCCGGCUGCACGGUCUUCAGCCAAAUCGAUUUGUCCGACGCCUUCUUGCAAGUGGAAGUCGACGAACAGCACCGCAAGUUGCUCACGAUCAACACGCACCGUGGCCUCUACUCGUACAACCGCCUACCGCCGGGUGUGAAAGUUGCACCUGGUGCCUUCCAGCAGCUCAUCGACACCAUGCUAGCCGGCCUGGAGUGUACUUCCGGCUAUCUCGAUGACGUCAUCAUCGGCGGUAAGACAGAGGAAGAGCACGAUCGCAACCUGCGGGCCGCCUUGAAGCGAAUCGAAGAGUUCGGCUUCACCAUUCGUGAGGACAAGUGCACGUUUCGGAAGCAGCAAGUGCAGUACGUCGGGCAUGUCGUGGACAGUCGCGGGCUCCGUCCGGAUCCAGCCAAAAUCGAGGCGAUCGUCAAGCUUCCGCCUCCCACCGACGUUUCCGGAGUACGGUCCUUCCUGGGGGCCAUCAACUAUUACGGCAAGUUCGUCCCCAACAUGCGCAAGCUACGAUACCCGCUCGACAAUCUCCUCAAGGCAGACGCGAAGUUCAAGUGGACUCCGGAGUGCCAGCAAGCGUUCGAGCAGUUCAAGCGAAUCCUCUCCUCGGAUCUUCUCCUCACGCACUACGAUCCGAAGCGGGAGAUCAUCGUUUCCGCCGACGCUUCUUCCGUUGGACUAGGGGCAACGAUCAGCCACAAGUUCCCCGACGGCACCGUCAAGGUCGUCCAACACGCAUCCCGAGCACUUACGAAAGCAGAGCAAGGCUACAGUCAGCCCGACCGUGAAGGUUUGGCCAUCGUCUUCGCCGUUACGAAGUUCCAUAAAAUGCUCUUCGGCCGGCAUUUCCGGCUCCAAACCGACCAUCAGCCUCUGCUCCGGAUCUUCGGGUCCAAGAAAGGUAUACCAGUCUACACUGCCAACCGCCUUCAACGCUUCGCCCUCCAUCUGCUGCUGUACGACUUCGACAUCGAAUACGUGCCCACCCACAAGUUCGGCAACGCGGACCUGCUCUCCCGGUUGAUCAACCAGCACGUGAAGCCCGACGAGGAUUACGUUAUCGCUAGCGUCAACCUAGAAGAGGAUCUAAGGUCAGUUAUUUCUAGUUCCCGUAAAAUGUUGCCUCUCCAUUUCAGAGCCGUCGCGCAAAGCACCCAAGCAGACCCACUGCUCCGCCAAGUCUACCACUACGUCCAAAACGGUUGGCCCCAGUCAAAACUAGCCGGGCCUGAUCUUCAACGGUUCCAAUCCAGGCAGGAAUCGCUCUCCGUGGUAGAUGGGUGUCUCAUGUUUGCGGAACGGCUCGUCAUCCCGUCGCUGCAUCGUAAGCGCUGCUUGGAACAGUUCCAUCGCGGCCAUCCCGGAAUGCAGCGAAUGAAGGCCCUCGCUCGAAGCUACGCCUACUGGCCCAGCAUGGAUACCGACAUCACCGACUUCGUCCGAGCAUGCCAGCAGUGUGCGUCCGUAGCUAGAUCGCCUCCUCACUCUCCACCGAUGCCGUGGCCCAAACCGACCGCUCCGUGGCAACGCGUCCACGUCGACUACGCCGGUCCGAUCGAAGGCGAGUACUACCUCCUCGCAGUCGACUCGUUCUCCAAAUGGCCAGAGAUCGUCCAGACAACCCGUAUCACCUCAGCGGUGACAGUUUCUAUUCUCCGUGGGUUGUUCGCUCGGCUGGGUAUGCCCGCAACGUUGGUCAGCGACAACGGUACCCAAUUCACCAGCGCUGAAUUCGCCGAGUUCUGCACCUCCAACGGCAUCGAACAUCUCACGACGGCCCCGUUCCAUCCGCAAUCGAACGGCCAGGCGGAACGUUUCGUGGACACCUUCAAGCGGGCCGUGAAGAAAAUCCGAGAGGGGAGAGGAUCGAUGCAAGAGGCACUGGAUACCUUCCUCCUGACGUACCGAAGCACGCCCAACCGGGCUCUUCCAGACCAGAAGUCGCCAUCCGAGGUCAUGUUCGGGCGCAAAAUCCGCACGUGCCUCGAGCUUCUGCGUCCUCCGCCGGUACGGACACCGGUGCCCACAUCGAACGACUGCAAGCAACCGAGAUCCUUCCACCGAGACGACCCCGUUUACGCCAAACUCCACGUUCGUAACGGUUGGAAGUGGGUUCCCGGUAAAAUCAUCGAGAAGAUUGGAGACGUGAUGUACAACGUGUGGGUCGAGAACCGUCGAAUGUUGCGCUCGCACAUCAACCAGCUCCGGAGUCGUAUGGCCACUGACACGACGCCGAAGCAAUCCGCUGGUCAGGUCACCUCUCGCCAGCAUUCGCUACCACUCGACAUCCUGUUGGGUGCCUGGAACUUGCCAAGCCAUUCGCUAAGCACACCGACGUCAGCCACACCUUCGAUCGCGCCAAGAUCUGUGUCUGUCUCCAGUCCCGAGCCUACCCUGAUAGGUUCCGAGCCGGCUUGUGCCUCGUCUACGCCACGGCACGAGCUCCCGGCAGUCCCGUCAACGUCAUUGUCAUCGCCAACAUCAACAUCGACCGAUUUCGAGUCCGCUAUUGAAGUGGAACCAAUGGUAGAGCUACCUAGGCGUUCUUCACGUACCCGAAGGCCGCCAGUCAGGUUCGACCCCUACCAGCUCUAUUAAGAGGGGAGAUGUUGUGGACAACCCGAUUGCGGUGUACCGCGCCGCUGAGCUCGCACAAGACAGAGCACUACUGUCAUGCGCGAUGCAAUAAAAGCGCAUCCAUAAUUUUAAUUUGGUUGUCGUUUGUGCUCUAUGUAUGUGUAGUUAUUGUUGUCCAUUAUGUUCAGUUUUGUUUACGUCUCGCAAAUAAAUAUGUUGUACCCCUUUUAACGUGUCGCGAAUAAAGUUGUUUUAAUUAGUUAAAUCGUGCGCGUUAUCAUUCCCUGAUGUAGGGACACCGGUCCGAACACCGUCCGGUUACCGCGGUACAAAAGUCUGAUAGUAGUGUAAAAUUUUUAUAGAUUUUUCUCAAUAAUUUAAUUUAAAAAACAUUUUCAGAUUCAGCUAAUAUUAACACACAGGCUUUCAUGGAAAGUAUUCGAACUUGAUGAAGAGAAAUUAUAUUACAGUUAUAAUGAUACUGUUGCGCUAGCAUGAAGCAUAUUGCUGAAUUCCAUUGAGAAAACGCAAAUUUCUGCUGUAGAGUUCGAGAUAGCCUUAAGCUAGAACCACAGACAAACAGACGUAACUCUCUGAUAUUUUGCAUCGUACACCGAUUCAACGGUCUAUUUAAAAAUUUGAUAGUUGGCCAACUGAUCACCCGUGGCGCUCGCAUCGUUUUUGCUCGAGUUUGACGUUUGCUCACUACCGCCACCUAGUUGAUGGUCGGCCAAACUCAGUCAUUUUAGCAUUGGGCGAAUAUGUUUCGUGACUAUGAUUUGAUUCGCUAAAUGUCCGAAGUGUUACGUCUGUUUGUCUGUGCUAGAACAUUAUAGGGUGACAGUGGGUAUUAUCGGCAGGUUUGUUCUCUUCGUCAUGGGGAGUUUUUGUCAGCCAAAUUGCCUGAAACUUGGCCAUAUAAUUCAGUUUAGUUGGGAAGGAUGUGAGACCAACUCUGAGUUCAAUAGGUUUCAAAAAACCCCU
Messenger RNA from Aedes albopictus (Asian tiger mosquito), 5961 nucleotides. RefSeq lists its product as uncharacterized. The record is from RefSeq and is a predicted model, not a curated record. Gene Ontology annotation, molecular function: nucleic acid binding. NCBI's taxonomy places the organism in Eukaryota, Metazoa, Arthropoda, Insecta, Diptera, Culicidae. Gene Ontology annotation, biological process: DNA integration. Bases 403 to 4998 code for a protein of 1531 amino acids. The transcript has a single exon.